AUGGACACAGUGAAAUUGGCUGCCCGGAAGAGUCGCUACUCAUUAGGAUCUUCAAUUCAAUUGAUGUCUCCUCUCCAACACCUUAAAACCACAUCCUGUAAAUCGAACCCUCCAACUGAAACCCCGACUACUAUCGCAGGAGUGCCAAGGAAAAGCAAGUUUAUUUCUCAUGACUUGGCAAUCAACUUAAUAAGACGAGAAAAUAAUCCAGAACGUGCCCUAGAAACUUUUAACAAGGUGUUGCACCAGAGGGGUUUUAAUCAUAAUAACUCCACCUAUGCUAUCAUUCUCCACAAGCUUGCUCAAUGCAAGAAAUAUCAGUCCCUUGACACAGUUCUUCAUCAGAUGACCUACGAAACGUGCAAAUUCCAAGAAGGCAUAUUUCUUAAUCUUAUGAAGCAUUUCUCGAAAUCAUCUCUACACGAAAGGGUGCUUGAAAUGUUCUACGCAAUUCAGCCUAUUGUACGUGAGAAGCCAUCUCUCAAAGCAGUCAGCACGUGUCUUAAUCUUCUGGUUGAUGCAAGUCAAAUUGAUUUGGCCAGGACUUUGCUAUUAACGGCCCGGAAAGACUUUCAUCUGGAACCCAAUACAUGCAUCUUUAACAUUUUGGUUAAACACCACUGCAAAAAGGGAGAUCUAGCGUCUGCAUUUGAAGUGUUAAAAGAGAUGGAAAAGUCAAAGGUAUCUUUUCCUAACUUGAUCACCUAUUCAACUCUGAUGGAUGGUCUUUGUGGAAGCGGCAGACUAGAAGAAGCAAUCGAUCUGUUUGAGGAAAUGCUCACAAAACAUCAAAUAGUACCUGAUGCCUUAACUUACAGUGUUUUAAUCAAUGGGUUUUCUCGUGGAGGAAAAACUGACAGAGCUAGGAAGAUAAUGGAGUUCAUGAAGAAAAAUGGAUGCAACCCUAACGUUAUCAAUUACUCAGUGUUAAUGAAUGGGUUCUGUAAGGAGGGAAGACUGGAGGAAGCCAAGGAAACUUUCAAUGAGAUGAAAAGUGCUGGUCUGAAACCCGAUACUGUUAUUUUUACCACUUUAAUUAACUUCUUGUGUAGGGCCGCUAGAACUGAUGAAGCCAUUGUUCUGCUCAAGGAGAUGAAAGAAAACGAGUGCAAAGCAGAUGAGGUGACGUUUAAUGUAAUACUCGGGGGAUUGUGCAGAGAAUGCAGAUUUGAUGAGGCACUCAACAUGCUCGAGAGGUUACCAUGUGAUGGUGUUUAUCUUAACAAGGCUAGUUACAGAAUUGUGUUAAAUUUCUUGUGCAAAGAAGGUGAACUGGAGAAGGCGAAUAAUUUGUUGCGUCUGAUGCUGGAGAGGGGUUUUCUGCCCCAUUUCGCCACAUCAAAUGAAUUACUGGUUUGUCUUUGUGAGGCCGGAAAGGCAAAUGAAGCUGCUGUAACGUCGUUCCUUUUGAUAGAUAUGGGGUUUAAACCAGAGCCAAAUACAUGGAGUCUACUAAUUGACGUAGUUUGCAGGGAGAGAAAGCUAUUGCCUGCAUUUAAACUUCUUGAUGAGCUAAUUCUGAAGGACUUCUAA
Molecule: messenger RNA, 1533 nt
Organism: Fraxinus pennsylvanica
Lineage: Eukaryota; Viridiplantae; Streptophyta; Magnoliopsida; Lamiales; Oleaceae
Source: the annotation of a GenBank genome assembly